Messenger RNA from Hirundo rustica (Barn swallow), 2770 nucleotides. RefSeq names its product myelin transcription factor 1-like. Lineage: Eukaryota; Metazoa; Chordata; Aves; Passeriformes; Hirundinidae. Bases 41 to 916 code for a protein of 291 amino acids. Gene Ontology annotation, molecular function: zinc ion binding; RNA polymerase II cis-regulatory region sequence-specific DNA binding; DNA-binding transcription factor activity, RNA polymerase II-specific. Gene Ontology annotation, cellular component: nucleus. The transcript is spliced from 8 exons. The record is from RefSeq and is a predicted model, not a curated record. Gene Ontology annotation, biological process: regulation of transcription by RNA polymerase II.
UUCUGGUUGUCCUCUUGCUGACAAGAGCCUCAGAAACCUCAUGGCUGCCCACUCUGCUGACCUCAAGUGCCCUACUCCUGGUUGUGAUGGCUCUGGUCACAUAACAGGAAAUUAUGCAUCGCAUAGAAGUCUGUCAGGCUGCCCUCGUGCCAAGAAAAGUGGGAUCAAGAUCACCCCGACAAAGGAUGAUAAAGAAGACCCAGAGCUGAUGAAGUGUCCGGUUCCGGGCUGCGUUGGGCUGGGACACAUCAGCGGCAAGUACGCGUCUCACCGGAGCGCCUCCGGCUGUCCCCUGGCAGCCCGCAGGCAGAAGGAAGGAUCCCUCAAUGGCUCCUCCUUUUCCUGGAAGUCCUUGAAGAACGAAGGCCCGACCUGCCCCACCCCAGGCUGUGACGGUUCUGGCCACGCCAACGGGAGCUUCCUCACUCACAGAAGUUUGUCAGGGUGUCCAAGAGCUACUUUUGCUGGGAAGAAAGGAAAACUCUCAGGGGAUGAAAUUCUCAACACAAAAUUCAAGACCAGCGAUGUUCUGGAGAACGAUGAGGAGAUCAAGCAGCUGAACAAGGAGAUCAGUGAGCUGAACGAGUCCAACUCGGAGAUGGAAGCGGCCAUGGUGAAACUGCAGUCCCAGAUCUCCACCAUGGAGAAGAACCUGAAGAACAUUGAGGAGGAAAACAAAAUCAUAGAGGAGCAAAAUGAAGCCCUGUUCCUGGAGCUCUCAGGGUUGAGCCAGGCUCUCAUCCAAAGUCUUGCCAAUAUCCGCCUUCCACACAUGGAGCCAAUUAGUGAGCAGAACUUUGAUGCCUAUGUGAACACGCUGACAGACAUGUACACCAACCAGGAGUGCUACCAGAACCCGGAGAACAAGGACCUGCUGGAGAGCAUCAAGCAAGCCGUCAAGGGCAUCCAGGUGUAGUGCCGCGGGAUGGAGAGCAGCAAGCAAACAGACUGUAAGAUGGAAUUUCCCCUCCAAGUAUUCAGGUUUACAAGUUAGAAAACUUGUUUAAUGAAUGAAAAAAAAGAAAAAAAGAAAAAAAGAAAAAAAAGGACCAAAAUGUAACCAAGAGGCCAUUUCUGAGACAUGGAACUGAUCAAACGCAAUGUUCUCGUUUACUUAACUUUGGACCUUCUUGAGAAAAGUGGGAUUUUUUUUCUACCUGGACCAUGAGGUAGAUCAGGAUGGAAGGUUAAAUUCUCCAGUAGGCUGUGGGGCUUGGUAACAGGUGAAGAGCAGGCAUCUUCCAUGAGUUGCUUGCUCUUGCAGAAUUGAUCCAAGGGUUAAAACGUUACAAGAACAGGGUCUUGUCUGAUCCAAGACUAUUGUAUGACUGGCUUAAACCCUCAUGUUGUCUAUGGUUGUAUGUCCAGAUCACCUACUCACACAUGAGUUAUGUUCUAUGUUGCUACAAGUGCUGGAGCUGCAAGCUACCUGUAAAUCUGAACCUGUGCUGGGCCUCCCAACCCCGAAGUGUUCAGAUAUCCACUGGGCAUGGGAACUCUGAAGUAUUAUAAAGUAGCUUAUUUUUAUUUUCUGAAAGAAAUCUGAAGAGCAGUUCUGGAUCUCCAGUGGAAAGCGCAAUGGAAAAAAGGUUCUCAGGGAAGCUUUUGGAGUUUGCAACUACAGUAUUCCUUUGUCUGUCUUAAAUAUGAGAGUAGCUAUUAUGAAUAGGCCAAUUCCAGAUAUUUCAAACAGAAGAAUUUCUUUAAUGUGUCAUGGUCCGGUGUAUAUGAUUUUUUGGAAAUCUGUUUGAUGACAGUUCUGGUUCUUUUCAUUAUUGUGAUCAUCCCUACAGUGGCGCAGUACUGCCAGUCCAGAGAUCAUACAUCAGUGCCAGAGAACGGUUGAGAUUGUGAUGAACAAAUCAAAUCGAAUCAAAUCAAAUCAAAUCAAAUCAAAAAGAAGCAAAAACCAACAAAAAGAGAGAUGUUAAUUGAUGGCCAGCAAAGUGCUUACAUACCGUGAACCAGGAGUUGAUUUCUUACAUGUAUCCACAGGGCAAUGAGGAUGGUUUGGUUUGGUGUUCUAGGAUUUGCGUGAAAACACAGCGCGAGCGCCAUUCUGCAACAACAGAAAAGGGAAAAAAGGAAAAAAAAGAAAAGGAUUCAGGUGUUGGGAAUUCUUCCAAAGAAGCAAUUGUAAGCAGCUGGGUACACGCAGCCCUCUGUGCACUUAGAGAACAACUCUAUGAAUGUCCUUGGGGCGCUGCUCUGCAGCCCCGCUCCAUGGCCAGGGCCAGCUGUCACCCCACGGGGCUGCUCCCCACCUUCGCUCCCAUCCGGAGCUCGCUUCCUUCUCCAAACACUUCACGGGGGAAAAACCCCCCGAGGGGCCCCAGUGUGGGGACAUCCCACAUCCCGUAUCCCGCGUCACUCCCGGCCGUGCGGCAGGCAGAGCUGGGGAGGACCUUGUGGACCCCAACGAAAGGCAAGAGUGUGGUGUCAUUUUGAGCCGAACCCUGCAGAUAUUUAGGGCGUAAUUCCCGAUUUGGAGAAGUCAGUGGAAGGUCCCAGUGGCUACCAUGGCCGCUGGAUCUGGCCUGGAAGCCCAUGAGUGUCUUGGUUGGAGCUGCUCCCUGUGCUAAGUUCCAUAGGGCAGUUGGCCUGGGUGAGCUUGCUCCCGUACUUAAGUGUUUGCAGGAUCAGACUCCACGAGUUCACUUAUUUUAGAACCCAUUCCAAGUGCAAAAAUACAAGGAAAAAAGAAAAAAAAGGGAAAAAAAAAAAAGUAUAAAAUUUGAGGUGUUAAAAACACAAUGUUCUUAACAUGUAA